This is a messenger RNA of Pseudomassariella vexata, 801 nucleotides long. RefSeq lists its product as uncharacterized. The record is from RefSeq and is a predicted model, not a curated record. Bases 1 to 801 code for a protein of 266 amino acids. Lineage: Eukaryota; Fungi; Ascomycota; Sordariomycetes; Amphisphaeriales; Pseudomassariaceae. The transcript is spliced from 2 exons.
AUGGUGCAUGCCGCUGGCGGCCGAUCACAAGCGAAUCUAUUAUAUCCCACCUCAUCACCUUUGGCUUCACUUGAAGUGCCCACGCGCAAAAUGCGCAAGGGAAAGAGAAAGGCUGAUUCACAGGAUAAUGAGAGACUCUCCAAACGAUUGAGUCUCCUCAAUCUUGAGCACAAUGGACAGAAAUUAUACGUGCCGGUGGAGAGCCCACAGCUCAAGCCGGCGCCCCCAUCAGCGCUGAAGCAUAUCCCCGAAGAAGAUUCCAUGCAAUUGGACGACUCGAAGCACAAAGUUUACAUCUAUGACCUCGACGCCGAGCUGUCCGACAGCGGCGAGUCAGACGACGGAAGGCUGGUCUUCCUCCCGGACAUUGAGAAACAUCUGCGAGAAACCCGUAUUCCGCCCUCAAUACUAGCCAACAAAGAUGGGGAACUGGCAGGCAUGCAGGUGGUACUAUACAGCGAGCCGACAUCAUUGACGAUACCAGAAGAUAAGGACAGUGUGAGGAGGGCCAUUAUCGAAGCCAGGGCGCGGGCGAGACGCAAACAGCUCGGUGAGCCAGAACUGCCGACGCAGGGUGAGCAGGCGGAUGCGUCUUCCCAGAUGGAUCUCGAGAUGCCUUCGUCCUCUACGAUGACCCAGCUCAGAAAUUUCACAGGGCUCAGCAACUUGGCAAAUGAACCGAUAGAAACGAAUCACGUGGUUGGAAACUGCGAUACUUGGCCACCAGCUAUGGCUCAUGGGCCGCAGCCGGAGCCGGAGCCGGAGCCUAUGGACAUGGACAUGGACAUUGAUUUGGACUAG